Vicia villosa (hairy vetch) is the source of this 715-nucleotide messenger RNA. RefSeq lists its product as uncharacterized. Bases 64 to 480 code for a protein of 138 amino acids. The record is from RefSeq and is a predicted model, not a curated record. The transcript is spliced from 2 exons. NCBI's taxonomy places the organism in Eukaryota, Viridiplantae, Streptophyta, Magnoliopsida, Fabales, Fabaceae.
UCGAAACCAUCCAACUCCCGGCCACCCUCACGACUCCUCAAACAUGCAACAUGGUCUCCGGACAUGCUUCGAGAAGAAGCAUGGCGGAGACGAAAGCACGAUCACGUCAGCCGCAGUAGCACCCGUCGGCUAACCAAGAGUGUCUCUGAGGAUGAUUUACAGGAACUCAAAGCGUGUUUCGAACUCGGUUUCGGCUUUGAUUCACCCGAAACCGACCCGAAGUUAACCAAGACUAUACCUGCUUUGGAGCUUUAUCAUGCUGUUAAUAAACAGUACAAUGAUCAUAGCUUGUCUCGAUCCUCUUCUUCAUCUUCCAUUGUUUCUGAUAGCGGCAUUGCAAACACCACCACCAUAUUUAAUCCAGCUGAUGAUUUGCCUGCGAAGAAGAAUCGGUUGAAACAAUGGGCAAAGAUGGUUGCUUGUGUGGUGCGUCAAUCUUCUUCAUCGGCGGGUUCAAGUUCUUCUAAACAAAUUGAUUAAUACUAUCUUCUGGUAGGAAAAAAGAGUGUUUGGAUUCAUUUGUGUUAUAACAUGUUCAUACAUAGUCAUGGAUGGUCUCUUUCUAGUUUAUUAUACUUUUUGUUGUGUUUAAUUAUUGGAUGGAUUGGUUCUAAUUUUACUAUACACAGUGAUGUACAUUUGCAAACUCAACAAAUAUCAAAUUAAGGUGUUGAUUUGAUUUAUCUUUGCUAGUGGCUGGAUGCAAGAGACUAGU